UUCCUGACGUGAAUGUUACGGAUUACCUGAAGGAAAAGAAAAAAAGAAAUUAUCUUUUUCAGAACUCAACGACCGUUUUGUUUACUAGAAAAUUUUUGAAAGUCAAGCGACGGCCACAACCUCCACAGAGCAAAGGAAAAUCUAUUCGACGUGUAGUCUUGGUCAGGGGUGUAGAAACUGCAGCAAAUUUGGCUCAAUGCGUCAACUCUGAGACGUUAUCCCGUCUUCGUACGGUGAUUUGUUUGUGAAACAGAACAUUGCAAAGGGAGAAUGGCAUCAGAAACGGAUACAUUAGGAGAAGUUCUUGUUAGGGAACAGCAGCAACUUGAACAGCAGCAACAUCAUGAAAGAAUGCGGCGCAAACGAAAACGAAUUGAUAAUUAUUGACGAACAAAUAAGUUUAACUGAUGAGGCUAAUAUGGCUGAUUAUAGGGACACACUCCAACCGCUUGAUUUGGCACCCCCAAAAAAAUUUAUGCGUCCUCACAAAAAUUGUCAAAUCAAAAUGCUUUUAAUGAUGCCAGCUAUUGCAGAAUGGAUUUUGGAGCAGAGAUUAUUCGCACAUAUCAAUCACGAUUGGUACUCCUUGCUGCUGAUGCUGAUGAUAUUGCUGAUUUGGAACUGUCUGAUACAAUUGAAGAAGAGCGAGAAUUACGAAAGUCUAUGGAGGCAUCAUAGGAAAUGAUUAUAUUUUUCAACAAUUUUAUAUUAUAUUAUAAUAAAUUUAAAAAAUGGUGAUUUUGUCUUUGUUUGUAAAACUAUUUGUGUUAAGGGCGAUAUUUGUGUAUUAGGGGGGAUAUCGAAAGAAUUUUUUAGAAAAUUUGUAAACUCAACGUCAUUUACCUCACACUCGAAAUU
Molecule: messenger RNA, 858 nt
Organism: Meloidogyne enterolobii
Lineage: Eukaryota; Metazoa; Nematoda; Chromadorea; Rhabditida; Meloidogynidae
Source: the annotation of a GenBank genome assembly